AUGAAAACAGCCAUGAUUCUCCAUCUCAUGCUUUUGUGCAUUGCUCUCAUUCAUGGAGCUACUACUAAGCAUUAUAUUGUUUACAUGGGUGAACACUCAUACCCAACUACUGAGGCCGUGAUUUCAUCCAAUUAUGAGUUGCUCACAGAGAUUACCGGGGUCGAUGAAGAUGCACGUAAGGCCGCUGUUCACCAUUAUAGCAAGAGCUUUAGAGGGUUCUCGGCUCUGCUCACACCCCAACAAGCUGACAAGCUCUCAAGUCUUGAAGCUCAAAAUACCUGUAAUUCUUGCCUGAUAGAGAGAAAGAGACUGACCAUCAUAUUCCAUGCUAUUCCAGAGAGAAGUGGAGUUAUUUCAGUCAUUGAGAGCAAGACGAACCAGGUUCACACAACACGUUCUUGGGAUUUUCUUGAACCCGGCAUAGUACAUCCUGGUGGCCUUGCCGGAAAUUCAUAUAGUGAUAACGACGUGAUCGACGUGGUCAUCGGUGUAAUUGACACUGGGGUGUGGCCAGAAUCAAAGAUGUUCAAUGAUUUUGGCUUGGGUCCGGUGCCGAAAAGGUUCAAGGGUGAAUGUGUUACUGGAGAGCGUUUCACCUUGGCCAAUUGUAACAGGAAGAUAAUUGGUGCAAGAUACUACUCCCAAGGGUUCGAGGCUGAGAAUGGCCCUCUAGAGUCUCAUGGAGAAUUGUUCUUCCGAUCUGCACGUGACACAGAUGGCCAUGGCACACACACUGCCUCCACGGCUGCCGGAAAGUCGGCAGUAAAUGCGAGUUAUCUCGGUAUCGCUACAGGAACUGCUAGGGGCGGUGCACCAGGAGCAAGGCUAGCCAUAUACAAGGCAUGCUGGUUCAACCAAUGCAGCGAUGCGGACCUUCUUGCCGCAUUUGAUGAUGCAGCUCGAGACGGUGUUGACAUCAUUUCUCUAUCAGUGGGACCCACACCGCCGCAACACGACUUCUUCAAUGAUGCUAUUUCAAUUGCAGCCUUCCAUGCCUUUCGAAAGGGGGUGUUGGUCUCUGCCUCUGCUGGUAACUCUGGUUUACCGGGCACUGUGAUCAAUGUUGCUCCAUGGAUCCUCACUGUAGGAGCCAGCUCCAUCGACCGAAUUUUCGUUUCCGAUGUAGUCCUCGGAAACGACAAGAUACUCAAGGGUCAAGCAUUAAACCCACUAGAUUUAAAGGGAUUUUAUGGUGUCAUACCUGGAAGCGCUGCUCCUCUCCCCACUAUCCCUGCCGCCAAUGCAAGCUUUUGCAAAAGCAACACAUUGGAGCCUAAGCUGAUCGCUGGGAAGAUCGUGGUGUGCACUAUAGAGAAAAUCACAGAGAAUAGAACUGCAAAAAGUGAAGUGGUUAAAGAAGGGGGUGGAGUUGGGAUGAUCCUUGUAGAUCCUAUUGCUAAAGAUGUAGGCUUUCAAUUUGUGAUUCCUGCUACAGUUAUUGGCCAAGAGGAAGCAUUGGAGCUUCAAACCUAUUUAAGCACUGAAAAGAAUCCGGUUGCGACAAUUUACCCAACAUCAACAAUUCUUAAUGUCAAACCAGCACCAAAGAUGGCUGUAUUUUCUUCUGCAGGGCCGAGUAUCAUAUCCCCAGAUGUUAUCAAACCGGAUAUAACGGCUCCAGGGCUUAACAUAUUAGCAGCAUGGUCUCCAGUCGCCACUAAGGGGGCCGCCGGAAGGUCAGUGAACUUCAAUAUAAUCUCGGGGACCUCCAUGUCAUGCCCCCAUGUGUCUGGAGCUGCAGCUCUUGUGAAAGCAAACCAUCCUUCUUGGAGCGCCAUGGCUGUAAAAUCAGCUUUGAUGACCACAGCUACUAGAUUAGAUAACACCAAGGGCUCCAUACUAAGAGACCCUCAAGGCUCAUCAACAAGCCCAUUUGACCUGGGCUCAGGCCACUUGAACCCACUUGCAGCUAUAGACCCUGGUUUGGUCUAUGAUUUCGACACCAAAGACAUCAUCACUUUCUUGUGUGGCAGUGGAGCAACACCAGAACAACUUCAAAAUCUCACCGGUGAAGCUAUUUGUUGCAAAAUCGGUUUGGUUGAAGCUUACAAUCUCAACUACCCAUCAAUUGGGGUGGCAAACCUACGUGGAAGAGUUUCAGUUUAUCGAACGGUCACGAAUUAUGGCACUUCUAGAUCAACAUAUCUUCCCUCUGUUGAGCUGCCAUGGGGUGUUCAAAUUUCGAUUGCACCGUCAAAACUUAAGUUUAGUCAUAUUGGGGAGAAGCAAACUUUUAGAGUGGAUCUGACAGUGAAGAAACCUAGCAAUGGAAGCUUUGUUUUUGGGUCUAUAACUUGGAGUGAUGGAAAGUAUCAAGUUUUCACUCCCAUUGCUGUGAAUGCAACAUCUAUUUACUAGUGUUGGAAUGUUAUUUUGACUAAUGUAAUAUGCAUCAAUGGAUGCAAGUGAAAUGGAUCACAUUUUCUACUGUAAAAGAAAUUAUGAAUUUGAUAGUAAUAUGGAGACUGUCUAUUGAUUGAAA
Amborella trichopoda is the source of this 2482-nucleotide messenger RNA. RefSeq names its product subtilisin-like serine-protease S. The record is from RefSeq and is a predicted model, not a curated record. Gene Ontology annotation, molecular function: serine-type endopeptidase activity. Gene Ontology annotation, biological process: proteolysis. Lineage: Eukaryota; Viridiplantae; Streptophyta; Magnoliopsida; Amborellales; Amborellaceae.